AUUCCCAGCAUAGCAAACCUGAAACAAUCUGUGGCUAUGUAACUACCAAGCGCUACUAGCCAUCUUGAGUACGUGGCAACUUGAUUCACUCAUUCCAACGCCAUCGACUUUGACAUCCAAAAAUUUAUCACACCUCAGCUCAUAGCUUUCAAUUCACAUCGCACAGACUGGACAUCUGGCCAACUCUCAAUGAAGCCAGCUCUCGUACAAACACUUGCUCUUUGCGCCAUCCCGGCUGUCUUCGCUGCCGCUACCCCCUUAAGCUCAAUCACCCACCAGAAGCCUAAGUUAUAGCCCAGGUCGAAGACAUGACUGCACCAGAGGGCGCGCUCAAAGUUCCCGGCCACAAUAAUGCUACUUACGGUCCAGUUCCCAAGGCCUCGCAACUGUUUGAGAUUGAAUUUCUCGAGAUUACUCCAUCGCCCGUUCCCACCGACCGAAUCUUCUUCCAGCUCCUCCGGGGCGAGAUCCCUCCAUCCAAGAACAAGGACCCGGCCCAUCUUGACAAGCUGCUCACCAGCGCGACCCUCACCAUAACCCUUUCCGCCAUCCUAUCGAAUGGUGAGCAUGAGGACGAAACGAGCUACACUGUGCCCCUCCGCACCACAGGAUUUAGCCUCGCGGGUCAACUCUCAAUCCGCAAUUCCACGGGCGCGUACGUGGAGCAUCUGAGCAGCAGCGGCCACAACGAUAUCCUAACCGACUGCCAACUUCCGGGUAUGUUUAUACGGACGGGAACGUGGACUUUUAAGGUCGUUGCUGAGCUCGAAGAUGGGACUUGUUUGUUUGCGAUAACACUGACGCAAUGGUUAGAAGGCGGGAUGAAAGACUAAGAG
Messenger RNA from Mytilinidion resinicola, 836 nucleotides. RefSeq lists its product as uncharacterized. NCBI's taxonomy places the organism in Eukaryota, Fungi, Ascomycota, Dothideomycetes, Mytilinidiales, Mytilinidiaceae. The record is from RefSeq and is a predicted model, not a curated record. Bases 309 to 833 code for a protein of 174 amino acids. The transcript is spliced from 2 exons.